This is a messenger RNA of Seriola dumerili (greater amberjack), 3352 nucleotides long. It is a transcript of the gene stx3b, whose product is annotated as syntaxin-3-like. The transcript is spliced from 11 exons. Gene Ontology annotation, molecular function: SNAP receptor activity; SNARE binding. Gene Ontology annotation, cellular component: SNARE complex; presynaptic active zone membrane; endomembrane system. The record is from RefSeq and is a predicted model, not a curated record. NCBI's taxonomy places the organism in Eukaryota, Metazoa, Chordata, Actinopteri, Carangiformes, Carangidae. The coding region runs from base 343 to 1212 and encodes 289 amino acids. Gene Ontology annotation, biological process: synaptic vesicle fusion to presynaptic active zone membrane; exocytic insertion of neurotransmitter receptor to postsynaptic membrane; intracellular protein transport.
UCCAGCGGAGGGACAGAUUAUACGGCUCUACACAACUGUUGUUUUAAUCCCCUGGGCGAGGAGAUUUAGCAAAGAAAAAACAGUGGCUUUAAACCCAGCAGCCAUAUUGUAUGGAAAAACGACGGAAAGAUUCCUGUUUUCAGAAAAAGUCGGUUUCUUAUACACUUUUGUCAAGACUUUUGGGGAGUUUAAUUUUCUUUCUAACUGGCGGUGGGGUUGUGUUGGACAGCUAGCUUGCCAGCUGGCUGAGGAGUCCAGAGAUUGUGACUAGUUUCUGAGCCAUUUACACAAUAUUGUGGUUAUCGCCUUGGUCUUAAAAUUGUCAAAUCAACCGUGUGAAAGAUGAAGGACCGAUUGGAGCAACUUAAAGCGACGUGCGAUCAAGAUGACGAUGAGGUGGAGAUUGCUGUGGACAAUGCAGCCUUCAUGGACGAGUUCUUCUCUCAGAUUGAGGACAUCAGGAACAGUAUUGAUAAAAUUGAUGAGAAUGUGGCUGAAGUCAAAAAGCUUUACUCGGUCAUCCUGUCUGCUCCCACUUCAGAACAGAAAACACAGGAUGACUUGGAGGCAAUCACCAAUGAAAUAAAGAAGAUGGCCAACAAUGCAAGAAACAAACUCAAGACCAUCGAGAGGAAUCUGGAGUCUGAGGAGCAGGAGAGGGUGUCGGCUGACAUGCGGAUACGCAAAUCACAGUAUGCAGUGCUGUCUAGGAAGUUCGUGGAGGUCAUGACAAAGUAUAAUGAAGCUCAGGUGGACUUCAGGGAGAGGAGUAAAGGACGUAUUCAGAGACAGCUAGAGAUCACCGGAAAAGCAACAACAGAUGAAGAACUGGAGGAAAUGUUGGAGAGUGGCAAUGCUGCUGUGUUCACUGCAGGGAUUGUGGACUCUGGGAUCUCCAAACAAGCCCUGAGUGAGAUUGAAUCCAGACACAAAGACAUUGUCCGUCUGGAAAGUAGCAUCAAGGAGCUGCACGAUAUGUUUGUAGACAUCGCCAUGCUGGUGGAGAGCCAGGGUGACAUUGUAAACAACAUAGAGCAGAAUGUAUCUAAAUCCAUGGACCACAUAAUAGCAGCAAAGGAACAGACCAAAAAAGCUGUAAGGUAUCAGACCAAAGCACGCAAGAAAAUGGUGAUAUUAGUGGUGGUUGUGGUGGUCUUGCUGGCCUUACUAGCUCUCAUUAUCGGGUUGUCAGUGGGACUGAAGCAAAGCUGAUGAUCUAUCUGAGUAAGAGGAGAGCUAAGGAAGAUGAUAAUUAUUGGUGCAGUCUGUCCUGUGGCUGUUUUCAUCCUCCUCAUCGUCAUCCUCACACUGUAGCAGGAACUCUGAGCUGCUACCAUCAUCGGUUUAUUCAUCAUCCACUCCAUCCUACCCUCCAUCAGCUGGCCCACCAAAGAAAAGAUUGAUACCGGUCCCUUCAGAUGGAUAUAAUAAUAUUUCUCCCACAGAUCUACAAGUCAUCAACUUUAAACUGUACCAAGAGUCUUUUUAACUAGUAGAGGAAGGCUUGGUGUUACAUUUGAGGGCUGGAAACAAAGGGGACCUACAAGAUUUGUGAGCCUUAAAACACUGUUUGUGACCUUUGAAUUGCUUUUACCAAUGCCAUCUGAAGCAUCCUUCCUGGUUUGUGAGGGGUUGUUUGACUCCCUCAGGCAGCUUGGACAGUUUGAGGAUGCUCUGCUGUAAGUGAGGAAAUGAGACAAAGCUGACAUGAAGUACAAUAACUGUUGUAUCUGCGGAGGCGAAAAGGGAAUUGAAAAAUAACUGAUCAUAAUUUCACUUGUGUUACUUAACAUUUCCUUGUUCAACAUUCAGUGCCAAAGAAUCAGCCUGAAAGUGUUUAUUUUACUGUCGAGUCAGACUGUUCUGAGGCCUUAUAGAAGCACAUCACCUCCCUUACCUUUUAUUUCUUGCCUUUUAUGAGCCUUGACACAUUUUGUGAUUGCAAAGCUAGCUACUGUAUGUUCACUGUAAUGGGAUUUUCAUGGUUUGAAGGAGUUUCAGCAUUUUCACAUUUAAAAAAACAAAAAAGUCUAAUUUCUGUAAUCAGCUCAGAUGAUCAGGUGAAUAACAGAAUUAUUAUACUUUGUGUUAUCAGUAUCUAACCCUGAAUAUGACUCAGCUAUGUAACUUGAAGAGGGUCAGUGUGCCCACUUGAGGUUCUUCAGUUAAGAGAGCACAGUGGUUCUGAUUUUAAAUGUGUGAAGGAUGGUGCUCAUCAAAACACAUUUCAUGGACAGACAGAGCUCAGAUAAGCAAACAAGCAAAAAAAAAAAAGUAAAGCCUCAGGGAUGAACACGCAUUCCUUGCUUGAAGAUUUAUCUGAACACUGCAACACUAUUACAUAUAUAGACACGAUCAUCAUUCCUGUCAAAAUGCUGUAAACACACAGCGUUUAGAGCCACAUGAUAUAAAGAGAGGCUGGUAAUAACACUAGUGACUUAGCUUGUUUCCCAAAAGAGCCAGAAUAUUUUUGUAUUUGAUACUUUUUGAUGAAGUGUUGUUAAUAAAGUCACACAUACAGGAUAUGGUCUCAGUGGCUGGUGGCUCUCUAAACAGAGGCAUUUCCUGCCAUAUAUUGGCUCUCAUAACAUUUCUACUGUGAACACACAACUCAGUUGCCAAUUUAUUAGGUACAGCUCUCUGAAACUAAUACAGUCCAAUACAACAGCCCUGUAAUAAAUCCCAUCUUUAUGAAGGUUGUAAUCUCCAGGUUUUUUUUGGUAAAAGAGCUUUAGAGAUAUGUUGGUUAAACUUAAUGGACAUUUUGGAGGCUGUAGUUUUCUAGAAUCGAUUACUUUUAACUGGCAACUAAGUUUAAUUCUUGUUGGUAGAAAGAAUGUGUCAAACCUACAAUUUAUUGAACCACAGUGCACAUACUGUCACCCUGUGGCUGUAAUAGGGUCAUUAAGGCGGGUGAUUCUAGCUUUAUUUACAAGGACUGUAUCAGAGAUAAUAUUUACACCAGUCAUCUGAGAGAAGAGGAAAGACGAUGAAUAUUAAUCAGUGGCUAUUGACAACAUUAGGAGGUUUGUAGUGCAACAACAUACUUUGUAAAAUGUCCAGUGCAUAAUGAGAGGCACUAUUGUCUUUGUUUCUGUUCGACCAGAGCCUGAAUGGUGCAUUUAAUUCUGGUUGUGCUGGAAGCACUUGAAAGUGAGAGGCCCCCAGCUUGAUCACUAGACCAUUUCAAUCUGCUCCUUUGGCUUCUGUCCACUAAUGUUCAAUCCUGAUGCUUCUAUUCAAGCCUUGUUCUUCUGCAAUAAGAGAGGGAGGAGAAAACUGAAACUGUUGUAAACUUUUAACUUAAGUGCCAAUGAUUUUAAUGGAGAUUAAAGAUUUUAUGUUUUUUAAA